GCAGUAGGGGCCGGGUCCUCUGCUGGCAUUUCUUUACGCGUGCGACGUGUCUUCAGCAGGGUCAGAGGGUGAGGAAGAAAACAGAAAGGGGCUGGACGACGUGUGGCGGCGGCGACGGCGACGGCGGCGGCAGCGAGCGCCUGGCUUGCCCCCACCGGCGUCCUUCUCUCUCCGUCCCCUGCUGCCUUGUUCAAACUGAGCGCAGGGAGGAUGACUUGGCAUUGAAUCCCGCUCCGGCUUGCUCCACGACUCCGGGUCUUGGCACAGCCCAAUCUGCCGUCCUUCUCCGUGCAGGGAGGGCGAGAGGAGGGCCUGGGAGUCGUCGAGGGGAGGGCGGGAAUACACAGCCAGUGCGGAGGGGAGGGAAGAGGAAGACACCCCUCAAGCCGCUGGCAGCGGGAGGAGCGGCUUCUCGAGUGCCCUUCGCCUGCAAGGAGGAAGAGCCGACGCCGCCACAUGCUUCUCUUCGGAGGAGGAGCCGCUUUCCAUGCUCCUCCAUCCAUCUCGAGCGCCUGCAUCUUCUUGCUGCAGCGCCCCGAGCUUGCCCCUCACCGCCUUCUCGCUCAGCCCAGGGGACGCAUUUGCCUCCAGCAUAAAGACUGACUGCCCUCUUCUCUGGUUGUUACAUUGUGGUAAAUGGAGCCAAUAAGAAUCCUUUUCUAAGGUCUAGUUUGGAUGCCUUUUGAAUUCAUCUUGUGUACACCUUUUGUGUAAGGGACAGACUGAAAUGAAAUAAUGCUGAAAAUCAUUUGGCUCCCUCUUUGUAUGGAAAGCUGAAAGGAGAUUAAUGUGGUCUUAACUCUCAAAGGAGAUCAUCUGAAUCUAGCUGCAGUAAUGAGUUCAGAAGAGAAAGGAAUCUCUCCUGCUCACAAAACCUCUACACCAUCUCAUAAAAGUUCCUCUUCUUCAUCAUCUUCCCAGCGGGAUAGUCGGCAGAGUGUCCAUGUGUUAGAGCGGAAUAUUUCUUCUGGAAGCACAGAUCCAGUAAUUGGCAAACAGUUGCUAGAAAAUGAACCAGUAACUAUAUCUAAAGAGCCAGACAGCUGGGAAAUUAUAGAAGGCCUGAAGAUUGGCCAGACUAAUGUUCUGAAGCCAGACAAACAUGAAGGAUUCAUGCUGAAGAAGAGGAAAUGGCCUUUAAAAGGCUGGCACAAGCGCUUUUUUGUCCUGGAUAACGGAAUGUUGAAAUAUUCGAAGUCACCAAUUGAUACUCAGAAAGGAAAGGUCCAUGGGAGCAUAGAUGUUGGUUUAUCAGUUAUGUCAAUUAAAAAGAAAGCUCGUAGGAUAGACCUUGACACUGAAGAGCAUAUUUACCAUUUGAAAGUGAAAUCCCAGGACUCAUUUGAUGCUUGGGUAUCAAAGCUGCGCCACCACAGGUUAUAUCGUCAGAAUGAGAUUGUACGAUCACCACGAGAUGCUAGCUUCCACAUAUUCCCUUCAACUUCGACCACUGAGUCUUCACCAGCUGCUAAUGUUGCUGUUCUGGAGGCUAAGGUCUCACAGAACAACUUCCCAUGGCAAUCAUCUGUCUCCUGCAGUAACAGCCUUCCUGCGACGUACACCACUGGCCAAAGUAAAGUAGUUGCUUGGUUGCAAGACUCUGAGGAGAUGGACAGGUGUGCAGAAGACCUUGCGCACUGCCAGUCAAACCUUGUGGAACUCAGUAAAAUUCUUCAAAACUUAGAAAUACUUCAGAGAACUCAGUCAGCCCCAAAUUUCACGGAUAUGCAGGCUAAUUGUGUAGAUAAGAAAGACAAGCGUGUCACAAGAAGAUGGAGAACAAAAAGUGUCAGCAAAGAUGCUAAAAUACAGCUUCAGGAAGGGACAGCGCUGAAGGGCCAGUUCAGUACUCCACGGCGCCGCCAGAGACUAGCAGCAGCAGUGGCUACAACAGUUCCUUUCAGUACUACAAUGUCUCCUGUUCGCCUACAUUCAUCCAAUCCUAACCUUUAUGCAGACAUCGACUUUCAGACUCCCCCAAGCCAUGCAUCUGACCCCCUAGAAAGCUCCACAGACUACAUAAAACUCCAGGAAGAGUUUUGCCUCAUGGCACAGAAAGUACAUUCUCUUCUAAAGUCUGCCUUCAACAGCAUAGCAAUAGAGAAGGAGAAGCUGAAGCAGAUGGUGUCAGAACAUGAUUUUGCAGGACACAAUACACAGAUAACACGUCUCAGACAAUCACUUUCUCAGGCUCUCAACCAGAAUGCUGAACUAAGGAGUCGCUUGAACAGAAUACAUUCAGAGUCUGUUAUAUGUGAUCAGGUUGUCAGUGUAAAUAUUAUCCCUAGUCCUGAUGAGACAGGUGAAAAGAUCCAUGUCAGUCUCCCACUCUCCCAGCAAGUUUCUAAUGAAAGCAGGCUGUCCAUGUCUGAAUCUGUCUCUGAAUUCUUUGAUGCACAAGAGGUGCUUCUGUCUGCAAGCUCAUCAGAAAAUGAGGCUUCUGAUGAUGAAUCGUAUAUCAGUGACGUGAGUGACAACAUAUCAGAAGACAACACCAGUGUUGCAGACAACAUUUCUCGGCAAAUACUUAAUGGUGAGCUAACUGGUGGUGCCUUCAGAAAUGGACGAAGGACAUGUCUCCCAGCCCCCUGUCCUGAUACAAGUAAUAUCAACCUCUGGAACAUUUUGAGAAACAAUAUUGGGAAGGAUCUCUCCAAAGUAUCAAUGCCAGUAGAGCUAAAUGAGCCUCUGAAUACUUUGCAGCACCUUUGUGAGGAACUAGAAUACAGUGAACUCUUGGACAAGGCUGCUGAAUCUGAUGACCCCUAUGAACGCAUGGUCCUUAUUGCUGCCUUUGCAACUUCAGGAUAUGCCUCCACUUAUUACAGAGCUGGAAGCAAGCCUUUUAAUCCUGUGCUUGGUGAAACUUAUGAGUCUAUUAGGGAAGACAGAGGAUUCCGUUUUUUCUCAGAGCAGGUUAGCCACCACCCACCCAUUUCUGCCUGUCACUGUGAAUCAAAGAAUUUUGUGUUUUGGCAAGACAUCAGGUGGAAAAACAAAUUCUGGGGCAAAUCAAUGGAAAUACUGCCAAUUGGAACACUGAACGUCACACUUCCAAAGUAUGGCGAUUGCUAUGUAUGGAACAAAGUCACUACUUGUAUACAUAACAUCCUUAGUGGAAGGAGAUGGAUAGAACAUUAUGGAGAAAUAACCAUCAGAAACACAAAAAGCAGUGUCUGUAUUUGUAAACUCACAUUUAUCAAAGUGAAUUACUGGAAUUCUAAUGUAAAUGAAGUUCACGGUGUUGUCAUGGAUCAAGAAGGAAAGGUGGUGCAUCGUCUGUUUGGAAAGUGGCAUGAAGGACUGUACUGUGGAGUUGGGCCUUCAGCAAAAUGUAUAUGGAGGCCAGGCUCCAUGCCAACCAACUAUGAGCGUUAUUAUGGCUUCACAAGGUUUGCCAUUGAGCUGAAUGAGUUAGAUCCUGCACUGAAAGAUCUUCUUCCAAGAACAGAUGCACGAUUCAGGCCAGACCAAAGGCUUUUGGAAGAAGGGAAUUUAGAAGCAGCAGCAGCAGAAAAACUGAGAAUAGAAGAACUCCAGAGAAGUCGGAGACGCUACCUAGAAGAAAAUAAUAUGGAACAUGUACCAAAUUUUUUUAAAAAAGUUACCGAUGCCAAUCAAAGAGAAGCUUGGGUUUCUAAUGACAUGUAUUGGGAACUUCGAAAGGAUCCUGGCUUUAGUAAAGUAGAAACUCUCAAACUCUGGUAAACUGAGAAUGUAGAUCUAGUAACAUAUCACUCUUUAAAAACAACUAUGCACAACAUGUUUCUUAUAGCUGAGGUUGAUUUGUGGGCCUGCAGGAAACCUUUCCUUUGCUUUUAUAUUCAUCUUUAUAAAUGGACUUCCAAAAGUGCAUUAGCCCAGACCCUGAACAUUUCUGUAACAGUCAUUAAAUUAAGGGUGAAAAAAACAAUACACCCUUUAAAGAUUGAGGCAUGGAAAAUGCAGCACAAGAGAAGCAUGUACUGAGUUAGCCAAAGAUGCUUUGAAGAGUGAUGCUUAAAAUAGUCAUGGAAAGUCCCAAAACAAAACAACAUUUGUUUUAAUUGACUUGUCUAGAAUGUCUACCCAUGCUAUUAUUAAAUCUUGAGCCCCAAGACUUGUUUAUAUCUGGCAUCAGGUUAGUUUCUUGCUGUGAUGUGCUUGGACUGGCCAUGUUGAAAAAGACAUAAUGCUUUUCUGGAAGCUCUUCCCAUUCAUAUGCCAUUGUUCAUGCCUUAAAAACAAUGUGAAGUUGUACAUUAAGUCAUUUUAAAAUAUGUAUUCUUCUUAGACAUUUGUCAAGGGCAGAUUUUUAAAGCAUUAGGAUUUUGUUCAUAUUAUAAAUAAUGGUGAAAGUGUAUUAUUUAAAAGGAACUCGUGGACAUUCAAAGAAGCUGAAUGUUGGAAGAUUCAGGACAGACAAAAGGAAGUACUUCUUUACUCAGUGCAUAGUUAAACUAUGGAAUUUGCUCCCACAAGAUGCAGUAAUGGCCACCAGCUUGGAUGGCUUUAAAAGAAGAUUAGACAAAUUCAUGGAGGACAGGGCUAUCAAUGGCUACUAGCCGUGAUGGCUGUGCUCUGCCACCCUAGUCAGAGGCAGCAUGCUUCUGAAAACCAGUUGCCGGAAGCCUCAGGAGGGGAGAGUGUUCUUGCACUCGGGUCCUGCUUGCGGGCUUCCCCCAGGCACCUGGUUGGCCACUGUGAGAACAGGAUGCUGGACUAGAUGGGCCACUGGCCUGAUCCAGCAGGCUCUUCUUAAGUUCUUAUGUUCUUAAACCCAAAUGGAUUGUAAAGGAAAGCGAUCAAAUAGUACAUGCUUUGACUUUGGUGGGACUUGGUUGUAUGGUCAAGUUGAAAGGAAACUGGCUUAUUUUGUAACAACCUUGGCAAAUGAAUUCAAGGUCAUAUUCUCAAUGCCUAAUGCUGUGAUAAAUAUACCAUCUCUUACCAUGACUUCCCAUGGCUUCACGCUGACUCAUUUUCUCAUAAGUCUUUAUACAAUUGGAAUUCCCUGAAGCUUCGCACAAGUGUUAUCCACUAAAAGAUAAGUGUCUGGCUUCUCUCCUGGAGGUGGAAGAUCAUCCUGAUAGCAUAUAUAGUCAUGUUCUCUUUUGUACACAAUAUACUUUUGUUGCCCAUCUCUUUGGGGUUUUGUGGGGAAAUUGACUUGGCAUAUGCAGCCAAGUUCUUGGUAGCAUCUUGCUACUGUUAAUAAUGCUUUUAUGCAAAAUUAUAUUUUACAGUUUUUCAGAAAGCAAUUAUAUUUUUGGACGAAGAAGCAAAACCUAACUGGUUGUUGUGUAGCACAUUUCAGUGAUAUGUGUGGAAAGAGCCUGGAUGACUUCUCUCUUAAAGUGAAGAGGCAUGCUUUGCUGUAGCCAGUAUUAUUAGAUAAAAAUCUUAAUGCUUUUUUAUUUAGUCUUGUCUUUCAUUCAUGCUCAGUGAAUUAAUUGACUCUACUUCCAUCUCAUGGGCAUGAUACAAAAGAUAUCUUUGUAUAGAUUGCAAAACAAUAUUUCUAUAUAUACAUGGCACAUAAUUCUACAUAUGCUUUUUCUUUUCAUAAUGCUUCUUAAUAUAAGUUCUCAAUGGGGUUCCAUAGAGAUAUAGAAGUGUCUCUUUCCAUUAUUUCCCAAAAGCAAAUUAACACAUAUAUACUGCACAUUACUUAUAUAUAUAUGUAUAUUUCAAAGCCCAUAAUUUCUUCUCUACAAGCAUAUCUGCCCAAGAAUCAAGGAGUUAAAAAUAUGGUUUCUCCCCACAAUAUUACUCUUUGGAUAUACGAUAUUGUAUGAGCAUUAAAUAUCUGACCACAGCUUCUCUCUUGAGUUUCACUUGCAGCUUGGGAUCUCUUUGGUUUGAAUGAGGCUUAAAAUAAAUUCAAGACUAUUCAGUGGUAAUGACCACAUCAUCUAAUUUGAAAUUUGUUCUAGCAAAAGUUUUGUUUAACAUUUCAGAAUAUCAGUUUUCAUUUUCUAAACAGAGCAAAUUCUCUAGCUUGCAGCUUUCUGGCUGUUGGGGUUGUAAUACAAGACUGGAGGUGUGUUGAUAGACUCUUCCAGAAAGACAGCCUGGGGCCCCUUGAACUAUUUGCCACUCCCAUAAUUACAGCCUUCCUUACUCUAAAUGCUUGCUGAACUCACUUCUUCCCUUCUGUAAUUCAAAUUAAACAAAGCAGCAAAUUUGCUAUCAUAAUGAUAAUUAAAAGUGAUUGAUUAAAGCAAGGGUGGAUACAGAUGUAACAUUUUCAGAGUAGUGGGGUUGCUUUGGCAGCACCCUUGCUGUAUUCAGUCCAAAUAUACCUUUAAGUUUUAGGGGCUGAUCGCUUGGGGUGGAGAAAACAGUUCUGUAUGUUUGCAACAAAAGCAAGCUCUGAACAGCCUGAUUGACUGGGGCCCAUGGAACACUUGGAAACAGUCUUCUCUUUCCCGUGGUGCUUUUUUUUUUUACUUUGGAAAAAACAGUUCCAAGGAAGAGAGAAAAAAACAUUAUGUACCUUUAAGAAUUAAUGAAAAGGCAGACAAUCCUCCUGGAGCAUGGGGUGAGGGACAAGAGAAGCAGAAUUGAUGGCUGACCUAUUUUUGCUGGGAUACACAGCUGUCAUUCAUAUACAAGGGUGAGAGAAUACUGGAAGCCUGCCACAGUGAACCAUUCAUUGACUCCUCUUUUUAUAGCACAUUUUUCAUCACCACUAUUUCCCCUCUCCGCUUUGUUCCAAGUCAUUUCCUUGCUUGCAGAUUCAGUUUUAAUCAAAUUUGUUUUUUAAGAAUAUCAGUAAUAUAUACAAAAGCCAUUUCUCUCAGUGUGGUUGUACGCUAGCAUAGCCUCAUGUAACAGGCUUGAGCUAGCCCAGGAAUUUUUUUUAAAAAACCUCUCCCCUUCCCCUUGGAACAUUUGUCCCACACACCUUCCUCAUGCCCCAUCACCAAUGGCUUCUACAGUUCCCCUAGAUUUCAGAAGUAUGUUUAUUAUAUGGUACAAGGACCUGCUGUUACCAGAACCAUAAACUACCUAGUCUAAACACCUUGGGUUCACUGGGCUAAUUUCUUUAGAGCCUGGACACUUUUGAAUCCAUUCAGUGCAGCACUUGGCUUGAGUUCCUGCUUUUUUAUUAACUAAACUAAGUUUGGACAAAGGAUAUAAUAUUUAUGCAAGAUUAGCUUUAUUAGAAAUUCAUGGAUUCCAAUCGUGCAAAGCAGUCAUACAUCACUUGCUGUGGAUUUUAUCUGGAUCAUUUUACACAGGGUGGCAUGGCUGCUGUCACAAAAAUGCUUCCCACUUCCACAUUGCAUUAGUUACAUGUUGAAGAACUUUGUCAUAUUGUUUGCCUAGAACACCGAGGUAAUGAUCACAGCGGUGGCCUACCCUCAUUGGAGAGACUGAUGGUAGUAUGGCAACAUGGUAGCCAAUUUCGGAAAAGUGGUUUUGUAGUAUCAUCCACAUUGCAGAGAUAAUGUGUAAAUUAAGCCUCAGUCAUGAAUAUCAUGCAUUUUCUUAUUUGAAACAUGAAUUUUUCAUUGAAUUACUUUUUCAAAAAUACUAUAUGAAACAUUUUUUAAAAGCUUAUAAGCAGAAUAUACACAUUAGUAACAAAUAGGCAAAAUAACACAUUUAAAAAUGAAUAUCAUAGAACUCACUUAAGAAAGGAAUAUAGACCCUAUCAGGCAGAAAUGCAAAAUAUAAUGUAUUUCUGCAAGUGUCUGAACUCAUAUGAUGUAGACUUUUCUUUAUUAAAUUUCCAGAUUGGAAAAUUGAGCUCUUCUGUACCCUGAGCCUCUUCCCUCUCCUGCAAGCUUCAGGAAAAUCUCAAGAAGACAUUGUAUGAUUUGCUUCCUUGUUAAAAUGCUUUUUAUUCACUGGAAAGCACUGCACCAAACUAUGUCACAGUCAUGUUCCCUACCAGAGCUCUGUAUAUAUGCCCGUUUUCAAGCAAACUUCUACCCUCCCAUUUUUCUAUAACUGAUGCUUCUCCCCCCCCCAAAGCUGGAUAUAACUGAAAAGGUCAAGAAAGUCUCUCACAGGGACUUGCUAAAACCAGGCUUUGUAGCAUGUAAGAAUUAGGAAAACUUGGCACUACACUACAAGGUCUUGGCAUGCAAUCACUACCUUUGCUGGAUGAAGGCCCAAUGUACUGAUAUACACUGAAGCAAAACCUACUUUUGUAGUUGUUUUAUUUUUAGAGAUAUUCUGCAACAGUUCUUCAACAGAAAAAAAGACAAGUUGGGGGAAAUCUUAGGUUCAGGUUUAUUAAAUUUAUAUGUCACUUCCCACUACAAACAGUCUUGAAGCAAUUUACAACCAGAGCAAAAUUAAAAGUAUAAUAAUACAUUAUGCUGCAGUAAUAGACAUUUUCCCAAGUUUAGAGUUCACAUAUAGUGGUUGUGGUUGUGGAAAGGUACCUUUGAAUUAUGUUCAGUGUUGCAUAGAUAAGUGAACAAAGACCACUCUCAGACUAUUAAUCCACACUUUCAUGAUUUAAUAAAUUUCCAUCAUGUUUAUCAGAAUAGUGCCAAUUCUGAUACUGGAAAAAAUCAUUUAUCUUUGUGGUAUGUGAGAAUUUGAGUGCAAUCUAUUAAAACAGGCAUUUUCUCAUUUACUUCAGUGGAAGGUGAAUUGCCACCAAUUCUUUGUUCAAGAGUUCUUGUUCUCCAACUAAAUUACCACUGAAUUACUUCCCUGUAAAAUAACUUUCACUGUCAAGGGUUUUUUUUUUUGUGGGAAAUCAUUGUGAAGAAAGAUAUAAGUAAUAUGUCUUAAGGGCAAUAGUUCAGUUCACUUUCAUUUUGUAUUUAUGAUUAUUCUGUUAGAAAAAAGACAAUGUUACCAAACCAUGUGCUACAUUUUGUGCAGUGUUUUGUUUAAAUUCUAACAGACAACUUAUAGCAAAAUUACCAUAGUAAAAGUUUAAUUGUCUUUUAAAUGAGCACAAUCCAGUAAAUAAUCAUUUUAAAGUUUGACUAACAAUGGCCUUGUUCACACAUCACUUUAACUAUAGUUUAAAGCGAACUAUGGUUUACUAUUAAUGUGCACUUCACUUGUUUCCUCCCCCUCCACUCCUUCCUUCAGUGUGGUGGUGAGGAAACAUGACAGAGGCUUGUAUGUAUUAUGUGUGAAGCAGUGCCCAUGGUUUGUUUCCUCCAAACCAACCACAAGCAGUAAAUCAGGAACAAACUUUGGCUGACCACUAGAACUAGUUCACACAUAAUACAAACCCAGCCUCUGACUUGUAUCCUCCUCAGUAUGCUGAAAGGAGGAGUGUGGAAAAACCUAAGCACACUUUUACUUUAAAUAAUUAUUUUAAAUUAUGGUUUAAUACAACAUCUGAUCCGGGCCAUUAAAAGCAGUGAAAUGGGACAAUAAUCAUCCCUAACUUGAGUCAGCAGGAAAGAAUUUAGGCAGCUGCCUUACAAUGAGUCAGAUCAUUAGACCAUGUAGUUCAGUAUCAACUGCUCUGCCUGGCAGCAGCUCUUCAUGGUUCCAGAGAAGGGCUUUCCCCAGACCUACCUGGAGAUGUUGGGACCCUUAGGAUCUUCUGCAUGUAAUUAAAGUGCUCUACAAUUGAGCAAUGCUCCUUUCCUUAAACUUUAUGGGAUCAUAGAGUUAGUCAUGAUUUACUAGAUUGUGCUCUGUGGCUGUAAUUGAAAGAAGUGGCAUUCAGGGUAGGGCAGAAUGCAUGUAGACCUGGAACCAUUGCUUCCUCUGCCUGUCUCCACUGCCAAAGAAACAAGCCGCUGUUCUAAACGUGUUGUCUUCUCUUUGCCAGCGGGAACUGUUGUGGGAGCAAACAAAAUGUGUCGCUCCAGUUACACACCAUUUUUUUCCGUGUCUUAUCACUUAUUUGAAUCAUGUGUUUGUGGUGCUACUAAAAAGCACGAUAACUGUGCCUCUUCAAAUGAAUGUUGUAGAGGAAUGUUCCAUUUGUAAGAAAAGAGGCCUCAAUAAAUUCACAGCAGUUAUUUUUUAAAGUCAUGUUUUUAAGCUUUCUGAUUAACCUUUACUAAAGUUUAAUUUGUUACAUUUGUCUCCCAGCCUUCUUCCAAGGAGCUUGGGGGGGGGCUACAUGGUUCCCCCCACGCCCCACAUGCACAUUUAAUCUCCACGACCACCACUCUGUAGGUUAGAAGGAGAGACAGUGAUCGGAACAGGGUCAUCCAGCGAGCUUUAUGACUGCAUGUGCAUUUGAACCCAAGUCUCCCCAGUCCAAACCGAAUAUUCUAUUAUACCACCCCAGCUUUCUACAGGAUCAGACGGGUUUUGACCCGAGAACCUUCUGGCCUGAAUACAGUUGAUAUCCCUGAUGGUGAGCUUCUGAAGACAUGAAUAAGAAUCAUUAAGGCUGCAAUACUAAACCUAUGGAAGCAAGCCCCACUGAACACAGUUCCACUUUUCUUCUACUUAAACAAUUACAGGAUUGUGCUGCAGGUCUCUGCUUCUCCUAUUGGGACUCAAACAUAAAAUCCACCCAUAAUUUUAAAAAAGUUAUUGCACAUGUAAUGUGAAGUAUUUGAAUAGAAGUUCAUACAGACAUUUGAGUGUAUUAAUCUGGAGUUUAACAGAGAUGAUGGUUUAUUUGCAGAUUAUAGUCUGUAUAUUUUAUACUUUUACCAUCAAUUUAGAAUGGUUCCUCCUAAUCAGCUUUUAACUGACCUUUCCACCUUGCUUUCCCCAGUUCCAACUUGGCAACUGAAGAAGUAGGCUGCCGCAUAUGACUGUUCCUGCCUUUUUGUAUAAAGCUUAUUAAAAGUUUUAUGCCAUCAUUUAAGUUUCUUCUUUAAAAAAUUUCCCUGAACAAAAGAUGCCAUUGCUUCUUCGUUGACCUUAUGAAGUGUCAAGCAUUGCUUUCUAGCCCUCCAGAAUGCUUAGUAAUUACUGCUAUGGAUACAAUUGUAUAUGACGGAUAUAAAACAUUUCUUGUGGCCUUCUGUUCUAGCGAAGAAUUGUCCUUCUUUGGAACCAAAUAAAAAUGUGUUUUA
Molecule: messenger RNA, 10955 nt
Organism: Rhineura floridana
Lineage: Eukaryota; Metazoa; Chordata; Lepidosauria; Squamata; Rhineuridae
Gene: OSBPL6
Product: oxysterol binding protein like 6
Exons: 26
Coding region: 835-3708 (957 amino acids)
Cellular component (GO): perinuclear endoplasmic reticulum; cytosol; plasma membrane
Molecular function (GO): cholesterol binding
Source: RefSeq, a predicted model, not a curated record